This is a messenger RNA of Boeremia exigua, 1794 nucleotides long. RefSeq lists its product as uncharacterized. The coding region runs from base 120 to 1712 and encodes 530 amino acids. NCBI's taxonomy places the organism in Eukaryota, Fungi, Ascomycota, Dothideomycetes, Pleosporales, Didymellaceae. The transcript has a single exon. The record is from RefSeq and is a predicted model, not a curated record.
CGCCCGUCUCCAGCGACUCAUUCCACUCGAGACUCUUCCAUUCUAUAUCUUUUCUGCUGUGCAUUGCGCAUCUUGCCGCUGCAGCCUUACCCUUUGUUCCCCACCCAAACUACACAACCAUGAGCAUGGACGCUGGCGGUCUUGCUCAAAUGUCCUACAACAACUUCCAGACCCAGGGCUUCGGCAACCCGACCUCGAGCUUUUCGUCUCGCGGCAAGGGCGCUGCUUUGAAGCGUCUCAGCGUCGCCUCCCCGCCCAAGGUCGCCUCUAUCGCCGAGAACGAGGUCCAGACUCCUCGCACCAGCCGCUCUCAUCUGCUGGCCGGCCUGCGCACUGCUCCCAAGACGCCUUCGUCUGCCCAGCCCCCUGCGUCGGCGCCCUACAACCAGCGCCAGCACAACAUCGGCGGCAACCAGACCAACCGCCUGUCCAGGAACUUCAACCAGAACGGCCCGCAGACCGCCGUCGGUUCCGGCUUCAGCGGUGCCUCCCAGUACGGCCAACAGCAACAGCAGCAGCAGCAGCACAUGCUGUACGACCAGGUCCUGGCUCCUCCUACGAUGCAGUACGACGACGGCGAGAUGGAUCCCGCUGUUGCUGCCCAGCUCCUCGCCACUGAGGCCUACCUUGCCCAGAGGCAGCAGCAGCUCCAGCAGCAGCUUCUCGCCCUCACCGCCCAGCAGUUCGGCAACAUGGGCCUCAACGGCAUGCGUCAGCAGCAGUACCCUGCUACGCCCUUGACCAACGCCUACGGCCAGCAGUUCCAGCAGAGCGCUCCUGCUGUGCAGGAGACCGGCCAGCCUGGUGUCUACCUCGUCUUCAACCAGUUGACCGGCCAGUACCAGUACGUAGUCGACCCCAUGUACCAGCAGGAGGAGAACCUGUCGCACUCCCCGCCACCGCCAACUCCCGGAUAUGCGCACUCUCCUCCCAAGGUCGACACUCCUGUCCUCCACGUCUCUCCUCCCAACGAGGUCAACCCCAACCCAUGGGCACGCAGCACCUCGCCUCCCAAGAAGUCGUCGACACCCCCUCAGGAUGUCGUUCCUCUCCCGCCGCCAUCUGCGAACGCCUUCCGCCGUGGCCACAAGAAGCAGCCCUCAUCGCUUGCGAUUGACUCCAGCGCUGAAAUGCCUGCGGGUCCCAAGUCUGCCUUCGUCCGCUCGGUUGGCUUCCCCGCUACUCCCAUGACCGGCACCUUCGGACCUGGUCAGGCGCGUGCUGGUGAGCACCCCGUCCGUCAGCCCCGUGGACCACCUUCGAUCGAAGAGCUCAAGGCCAGUCCUACCUCCAAGCACGAGGGUAGCAAGAACUUUGCCGCUCGCCAGCGCCGCCAGGCAAUCAGCAACCUCGUCCGUGCCGGCAUCGGCCGUCGUGGCCAGCGCACCGCCAGUGGCAGCUCUUCUCCGGCGAGCGAGAACUUCCCCUCCUCAGACAACGAUUCAGACAGCGUCCGCAGCGGCGGCAGCGGCAGCCUUUCCGGCAGGCCCAGCAUCGGCAGCCUUCGUGCUGUUGCCAACGGCGCCAUCGGCUCUGAGCGUCAGGCUUCGAAGGAGCGCUCUCGCGGAACCUCCAUCGACCGCUCUUACACUGCCACCAGUGUGAGCAGCGAGGAGGGCUUUGUCGAGGUCCGCCCCACCCUUGUCCAGCGCCGCUCAACACCCAAGCUCAUCUUCACCAGCGCUGAGAAGCGCAAGAGCACCAUGUUUUAGACGUCUGGAAGAUACAUCACUAGGAGCCAGCUUCCUUUGUGCAUAUCACUGAGAUAUCUUAUGAUGUCACAGUCUUACGGCC